Neocloeon triangulifer is the source of this 2804-nucleotide messenger RNA. RefSeq names its product LON peptidase N-terminal domain and RING finger protein 3. Gene Ontology annotation, molecular function: metal ion binding; protein binding. NCBI's taxonomy places the organism in Eukaryota, Metazoa, Arthropoda, Insecta, Ephemeroptera, Baetidae. The transcript has 12 exons. The record is from RefSeq and is a predicted model, not a curated record. Bases 464 to 2548 code for a protein of 694 amino acids.
AGCAGGCAGAACAAGACAAGUUUCGUUCGGUACCACACCACAACAUCAGCAGACUUGACACAGGGAAUCUGGAAACAGAGCCUAACUUAUCAUCUGCCAGUAUUGGUGACGCCACGAAUUGACCGAUUUCCCGCUUUCGGACGGUCGGACGACCCACCAAUUCGCAAGCCAUCCGUUGCGAGCGCCAUCGGCAGGGCCGCACUGCGAAAUUCAAGCGCAUAUCGGCGCACCACAGUGCGAAAUCAACCCCAAAGUGUUACGUAAACACCCGUCUGCGGGAGAGGUGCAUGAACCAAUUCUUGCGCUUCACUUCGCACCAACACCAUUGACGUCUGUGUUUUUCCUGCAGGCCAACCCAGGCUAAUGGCUUUGUUCCUCGGUCAGCGCCUCCAGUGCCUUUCCACCCUGAGCCAUCUCGACUCAUUUAGCAGCGCAGUUGGCCGGUCGCGGAAAAACGGCUUCCAUGAACGUGUUCAAAGUGCUGCUGCUGCAGUUGUUUAGACUCAUAGUGUGGUUGCUGUUCCAAAAGAAAGCGGACCCUAUCAAGAAACGGAUCAAAAUGAACGCGGUGGACGUAGCGCAGGACGCAUUCAAUAGCCGCAACUUCCGUCUUGCAGCUGAAAUGUACAAGAAGUGCGUCAACGAAACAGUCCCUGGAAACCCCAUGGCCAAACUGGACCUCCAGUUUGGCUAUGCGGACUCUCUGGCCAACUGCGGCCGCCUCCGCGAGGCUGUUGCCGUGUACACAUGCAUUUAUAAGAAAGGGUGCGCCCCUGAGAAACUGAGGCACUUGGCCACUGCCCUCAUCGGCACUCUGCAGGCCGAAGGACCCCCUCUGUCUGCACUGCACUUCGACCCGCUGGCUUGUGUCAUAUGCGGAGGUGUGUUGAAGCAGCCCACCAGCUGGAACUGUGGCCACUGUGCAUGCUUAAAGUGUGACCAGAAGCAACCAAGAGACAAUCAUUGUCCUAGAUGUGGAAAGCCUAAAGGCCGGUCGCGUAAGGAGAUCAACGUGUUAGCCAACAACCUUGUGCAGAAACUCUGGCCACAUCAUUUGAGUGCUGCAACCAUAAGAGAUGAUGGCAACAACCUUUUUAAAGACGGCUGUCUUAAAGAAGCCUUAGAGAAGUACAAUGCUGCUGAUGAAUUAGUCAAGGAGUAUCCGUUAACGCUGGCCAACCGUUCCCAUGUUUCAUUGAGCUUAAGCAGAGCUCAAGCUGCACUGGCUGAUGCCGAGACUGUGAUAAAACGGUGGCCCCACUGGCCAAAGGGAUACUUCCGGAGAUCAAUGGCAUUGGCUUCUCUAGGCCGCCACGAAGAAGCGCUAGUUGCUUUAGCUAGUUGCAUCGCCUUGGAGAAAAACCCUCAUCCUUUACGACAUGAUUUGUGUUUAGCCCUACAUCGUGUCUUAAUUCCUUCCAACCGUUCCAAAUCAACUCCUUUUUGGAUAAAGAGACGAAAAAGGGCUUCCAGUGAUUACGAUGAUAGUGGAGACGAAGACCUGCCUCAACACCAACAAACUGAGUCAAGAUCCCGCCAAAAUGUUGUUCAUGGCAUAAUUGAUAGAGUACUUAAAGCUGCAGAGCUCUUAAAAAGUAAUGCUAAAACUGACAAAAAGAACACUGAACUGCUAGCAAAACAGACUGUAUGCCCUGCAGAGCCCAUCGACUUUGAGUGUGUUCUCUGUAGCAGAACUCUUUGGCGUCCUGUGACCACCCAAUGUGGUCAUACCUACUGUUGGACCUGCUUGGAUCGUUGCAUUGACUACAGUCACCCAUGCCCACUGUGCAUGUCUCCACUCACAGAGGGAGUUGCCGGAAAUGAGAGGUCAGUCAGUGACUUUGUGGAAAAGGCUCUGUCUUUGUUGCUUCCUGAAGAGUAUGAAUUGCGCAAACUACAGGAACAAGAACAAACUUCCGAACCACACAGGAGGGUUCCAGUAUUUGUUUGCACAACAGGAUUUCCAGGAAUUCCAUGCCCCCUGUUUAUAUAUGAACCUCGAUAUCGUCUGAUGAUUCGGAGAGCAGUGGAGAAUGGAAAUAGGCAGUUUGGAAUGGCAGCUUAUCUUGAGUCUGAAGGAAGAUAUGCGGAUUUUGGAACGAUGCUGGAAAUUCGAGAUACUCUUUCAUUUAACAAUGGCUGCUCCAUUGUUACUUCCAUUGGUGUCAGUAGAUUCAAAGUUCUUUCAAGGGGAGAAAAAGAUGGCUACAACUUAGCUCAAGUAGAACUUCUAAAAGACGAGGCCAUUCCAGAGGAAAGGCUGGAAGUUGUUUCAGAAUUGCAUAAUGAAGUUCGAGCAAGGGCCCAAACAUGGCUGAUGUCUCUACCCCAAAAAAGUAGAUCCGAAAUUGAGCAAACGUUUGGGCCAAUGCCAGAUAUUGAGAGCGAUUGGAAUUCUUUGCCUGAUGGGCCCCAGUGGACAUGGUGGCUCAUGGCAAUUUUGCCUUUAGGAUCAAAGCUAAAGGUUGGAAUUUUAAGCACAACAAGUUUGGAGAAAAGAAUGAGGGCCAUCAAUAAAACUCUAGAGCACUUGACCUUCAGGGCUUAAAAUUGUUAACGAAAUGAGCUCUGGCAACGAAUGUCGGAGACACUUCUUGUAAAAAUUCAUAUCCAACUUGCUCUUUUCAGCGCAUACUUGUAAACAUUUUUGAUAGUCACUAGUGACGUAACUAUCCUAUUGUGAUGAUAGACUCUGUGUUUUUUAUAAUUUAAUAAGUUAUUAAAUUUGAUCUUUUUUUAUUUUCAAGCAAAAGGCUCACAACAAUAUGUAACUAAUAAAAUAAUCUGCUACGAUAUACAUAAUU